CAACCCACGAACGGGAAGAUUCCACGGACCGGAACGACAGACAACACUCCCCGGCUGCGUCUGUCUUCGAGAAGCAUCCGUCCCGAUGGCGCUUGGAAUCACCGAAUCCACAAAAGUUCCUCCCUUGUUUGCCUCCCGCCGCAAGCCGACUACGAGAACACGGAACCAGUGCAAUCGCACUCUCGAUCCCACCGCGGCUCCCAUCGACGCGGCAGGAACACGUCCCAACCGCCGGGGUGGUUGGCUCCGUCUCUGUCCUUCUCCCGCUCGUUUGGGCGUGGCUGUCGCUGUCGCCACGGCCAUCCUUGCCACAGAUACGACUGCGUUUCGGCACGCGGUUCCGUUCUCGGUCUCUGGUGGAUCCCGUGGACUGUUCCACAAACCAGGGCUCGCAAGAACAACUACUACUACUACUGCUGCUGCUGCUGGCACAAGACCGUAUCCGUUCUCGGGGAUCUCGCCCUUUCGACUGUUUUUCUCACGCGUCGACGAAGGGAGUGCCGAUAGAAAGAGCUAUACUUCCGAGGCCAUGCGGAUCAAUCCGAAUCUUCGCGGGUGCUUUGUAGGAUCCGGGUCGGACGGGAUGUCCAACCCGCUCAUCGUCGAACAGAUCCUGGAGCUCCUGCCACCGGGCGUCCAGCAAAGGCGGCGCUCCGACCCGAGCAGCGUGAAUGUUCUUUACAUCGGAACGGCCACGUACGAUUUGCUAUCCUUCCGGAAGAGGCAAACAAAGUGCUUCGUCGACCUGGGUUUCACCGUCGACUCGCUGGACGUAGCACUGGCCGAUGCCAACCCUCCCCCCGAUCGAGAAAAGUGCGCCUCCAAGCUCGAAGCCGCCGACGUUAUCGUUGUAGGGGGAGGCAACACCCUCUUUGCCGUGGAUCGGUGGAAACAACUGGGGCUCGUCCCGUACUUUAGGAAGGCGAUGGAACGGCAGUGUGUCCUGACGGGAGGAUCGGCCGGUGCCAUUUGCUGGUUCGAUUCGGGACACAGCGACAGCGCCGAUCCCGACACUUAUGUGGAGCCGAUGCUGCGAAAAUUUGGGGAGAGCCAUCCCAGAGACAACCACCAGGACGAGAGUUCCGCCUAUGACGAGGGAAACAAGAAAGAAUGGAAGUAUCUGCGGGUUCCAGGGCUGGGUUUUGUCCCCGGAAAGAUGAUCUGCUGUCCGCACCACGAUCGGAUCCAGAGCAACGGCCUCCUGCGGGCCGACGACUUUGAUGCGAUGCUCUUGAAGCGUGCUGCCUCCCUGUCCGACCGGUCCACCAGUAKGGAUGUGGUUGGCAUCGGCAUCGAUCACCACGCGGCGUUCAUUGUCGAGGGAAGCCGGUACAGGGUCUACUCGCUCCCAGACGAGGCCGGGUCGGUGGGAAGCGCCACCGGCGCCGAAACCGACUCCAAAGCACGAUUUGCCGUGAGAGCCGAUGGAACCGCGGAAGGGGUUCCGGGGGUGUGGAUCAAGAGGGCCGGUGGCAACAGCAACGACGAGGAUCAACAGCCACCGCGCGUGAAAGCAGCUGUGUGUCCAUCCGAGGGAGACCUUGCGGAACUGCUCGGAGACAUUUUUUCGGAGGACGGCCUUUGCGAUUGCGAGUUCGAUUCCGAAUUCGACGACGAUGACGAAAACCGCAUAGCGUUGGAGCUUUGUCGUCGAGAAAACCCUUCCGCGACGAGUUCGAUCGAGAGCUGCUAAAUACAAGUACGCAAUUGUAGAACUUCUUGUGUCGGAGGACCGUGGUGUAAUGCGAGAAAGAAAAUCGUACGAAACUCUAUUCUAACAGUGAUCCUAACCCCUCCAGAUUUUCAUAUAGUAAGAUUAUUUUAAAACAUGUAGCUUAAAUUUUUUCUUGAAGGCUCUUGUCGUGCAGCAGUUGCUCGUAUGGUGUCACUUCUGGAUACCCAACGAAGCCUUGAUUGACUGACGCCUUAUUUUGAUAUGAAGAACCUCAAAGAUAUGAUCCUGGAUUGACUGUCAGAGAUUCUUUUCUAGAUCAUGUGAAGGCAUGUAUGUAAUGUUUUAUGAAAAUGUGUCACCAAAAUUGCCGUCAAAACUGAGAGGAAACAUGUCGCAACCUGUGUUGCGUGGGUUUUUUCCUGCAGUUCCUCAUUUAUUCGAAAUGUAAUCGUUAUUUCGUGCUAUGGAAUAGAAUAUAAUGUAAGUU
Molecule: messenger RNA, 2162 nt
Organism: Pseudo-nitzschia multistriata
Lineage: Eukaryota; Bacillariophyta; Bacillariophyceae; Bacillariales; Bacillariaceae
Source: the annotation of a GenBank genome assembly